This is a messenger RNA of Oryza brachyantha (malo sina), 686 nucleotides long. Its product is annotated as pollen allergen Phl p 2-like. Gene Ontology annotation, cellular component: extracellular region. The record is from RefSeq and is a predicted model, not a curated record. The coding region runs from base 74 to 430 and encodes 118 amino acids. NCBI's taxonomy places the organism in Eukaryota, Viridiplantae, Streptophyta, Magnoliopsida, Poales, Poaceae. The transcript has a single exon.
CGACACACACUCAUCCAACCCUUGAUCGAUCAAGAACAAGCAAGGUUACACCAACUAACUAGCUACCUCGGCAAUGACCUCCUCAUCCUCUAUCUUGCUCACCGCAGCAACGUUGGCGGCACUACUAGCUAUUGGUUCAUGUGCCACUGAGCUCACCUUCACGGUCGGAAAGGGCUUCGGCGUCAACAGUUUGGUCCUUGUCACCAAUGUCGCGAUCUCUGAGGUGGAGGUCAAGGAGAAAGGUGCCCCUGACUGGACGGAGCUUAAGGAGUCGCCGACCAACACCUGGACACUCGACAGCAAGGCAGCACUUAAAGGCCCCUUCUCGGUCCGCUUUGCCGUCAAGAAUGCCGGAUACCGCGUUGUCGAUGAUGUCAUCCCUGCUGAAUUUAAGACCGGCUCCGUCUACAAGAGUGGCAUUAAGAUUUAAGUAGACAUGCAUGGCCUUGUGCCACAUUGAGAUUAUUGACCUCUAAACAAUUCUUUUAAGAGAGGCCAAGCUGCUAUGCGAGUGAGGAAUAAUUAACUUUAUAUGGUUAUUUUGUGGCAACUGUCCAUCAACAAAAUAAAGCAUAUAUACAUGUACCCUUCAUGCAUGUUGCUGUGGAGCUAUAUGUGUGCAGAAUUUUGAAUUAUAUAUUUUAUAUAAGAUUGAUUGGAAAAAUGGUAUAAUUGGCCAAACUUCA